Messenger RNA from Cryptococcus deneoformans JEC21, 1413 nucleotides. RefSeq lists its product as hypothetical. The record is from RefSeq and is a predicted model, not a curated record. NCBI's taxonomy places the organism in Eukaryota, Fungi, Basidiomycota, Tremellomycetes, Tremellales, Cryptococcaceae. The coding region runs from base 31 to 1257 and encodes 408 amino acids. Gene Ontology annotation, biological process: canonical NF-kappaB signal transduction. The transcript has 2 exons.
CUUAUUUUCAUCUUCAAUUUCACCCCGAGCAUGAGCGAGUAUGACGUGAGACCAUCAAAGAUUAAGUUAAAAGAGACGAAAACAGACAAGGCAGAGAAGAUUUACCGCCACGAGCAACGCCGCUAUCGAAAAGAACAAGAACGCAUUUCUCGAGCAAACGGGUACGCGGUCUCUCCGCCUCGUCCUCCUCGCGAAGAAUCAAUAUCCCCACCCCGUAAGCGGCCUAAACAGAGGCCACAAGACUUUGAAGAAGAGGAGGACGGUGAAGGCGAAUGGAUGGGUGGCUACGCUCGUCACGCGCGGGAAGAGAUUGAGAAGAGAGAUUGGGAGGAUAAGAUGCGUUGGAUGGCGAACGAAGUUUCUGAUCCUUUUGAGGAUUGGCCUACAUUCGGUCGAGCGGGCCCAUCAUUCACGCAUAUCCCUGAAAGAUGGCGUCCUUCUUCACCCAGUAUACCUCGGCCCCCUGGCUUUGGCCCUUUCCCCUUUCCUCCCUUCAGCAACCGCCACGUUCACUCAACUCGACGCAAUCCUCUAGAUGAAGUUGAUCCUUACGGUAUCCCUAUCCCCCCACUGGGACACAUGACAGAGAGUGAAUAUACAAAUUUUGUGAGGCAGGGAAUGUACGCUCGCCGACGCGCGGAGGAGAUGUUUGCUGCUGAGCGACAUCGACGUGAACGUGAAGCUCGGGAACGGGAAAGGGAGAUUGAACGUGAAAAGAGGGAACGGAAAGAGGAGAGGAGACGUCACAGGCUGGAGAGAGAAGAAUACGAACGACAUCGCGCUCGCUCAUCUGCGUCUUCCUCGCCUAUCCCGAUCCCUCAUCCGCACACCGCUCCAUACGGCACUCUUGACGACCCUACGAAAUACUUUACAAGAUGGGAAUCUCUGCAAAUUGGAGGCGAAGUAGAAUCUACCGAACUUCGUUUCGACGAUAUUCCUUGGCCGGUCUUCCGACCUUCUGCCCGAGGAGGAUCAAGCGGGUCAAGUGAGAGCAUCCUCCUUGAUACUCUCACACUCGAGAAUGUCCGGAAAUUCAUGACAGCUGUUGCCAGUCAUCUGUCAACCUCGAAAUCAAGUUCCGCAGGAGGGACAAGGGGGGAUCUGAGAAAGACUGUAAGAGAGGCGAUAAGGAAUUUCCACCCCGAUAGAUUUCACUCUAGAGUGUUGGAAAGGGUGAGAGAGAAGGAUAAGGAGAAGGUCCAACAAGGUGCGGAUCAGGUUAGCAGGGUGUUGAAUGAUUUGGUUAGGAUAGUAUAGUGUGGUGCGUGAUAGGACGGUCGAUAGGCAAAUGCGUAUGGGCGAGAACGUUAUCUCAGCGGAGCAGGCUAGCGAGGUAAGCCACUAGAUUGUACAAGCAAAUUAGGGAUGGACGUGUUAGUUUCCACUGUUGUAUUAGUAGUAUAAAAUAUGUAG